AUGUCAGCUGCCAUCUCUACUCUAGCAGCUUCCUAUGGCUCUGGGUCUGAGUCUGAGUCUGACUCUGACAAUGACACAGGCUGCUGCUGUUCUUUGCCUGCUGCUGACUCCCUCAUCCACCUGAAGAAAGCCCCUUUGGCCAAGCUCUCUCUGCUGGGAACUGUGGAUGGGGCACCAGAGGUGGCAGUUAAGGAAGAUGUGGAGACUGGAGUACACCUGGAUCCAGCCUUUAAGGAAGUCCAAUACAAUCCUGCUUAUGAGAACAUGUUUGCUCCUGUUUUUGGACCAGAAAAUCCCUUUAGGACUCAGCAGAUGGCUGCCCCUAGGAAUAUGCUUUCUGGAUAUGCUGAGACAACUCAUAUUAAUAAUUUCAUGUUUGAACAGCAGAGGCGAACUUUUGCAACCUAUGGCUAUGCAUUGGACCCCUCAUUAGAUAAUCACGUUUCUACUAAAUAUAUUGGGUCUGUAGAAGAAGCUGAGAAAAAUCUAGGUCUAACUGUAUUUGAAACUGAUCAAAGGAAAAGAGAAAAGAGAAAAAGGUUCAAAGAAAAUGAUGCAUCAAAUAUCGACGGUUUCUUAGGACCUUGGGCAACAUAUGUAGAUGAAAAAGAAGUGGCUAAACCUUCAGAAGAAGAACAGAAAGAAUUAGAUGCAAUCACAGCCAAGAGGAAAAAGAAAGGCAAACAUGAGGAUGAAAAACCUGGGGAAGAAAAGACCAUUUUACAUGUCAAAGAAAUGUAUGACUAUCAAGGCAGGUCUUACCUCCAUGUUCCUCAAGAUACUGGUGUUAAUCUGCGUUCUACAGUCCCCCCUGAGAAAUGUUAUCUUCCCAAAAAAGAGAUCUACGUUUGGUCUGGACAUACAAAGGGUGUCAGUGCUGUCAGGCUGUUUCCUCUUUCUGGCCACUUAUUACUGUCUUGUUCUAUGGACUGCAAAAUUAAGCUAUGGGAAGUUUAUGGAGAUCGUCGAUGUUUGAGAACAUUUGUUGGUCACAGUAAAGCUGUCAGAGACAUCUGCUUUAAUGGUGUAGGAACUCAGUUCCUCAGUGCAGCCUAUGACAGGUAUCUUAAGCUCUGGGACACUGAGACAGGUCAGUGUAUAUCAAGAUUCACAAACGGGAAAGUUCCUUAUUGUGUCCAAUUUCAUCCUGAUGAAGAUAAAGAGAAUCUCUUUGUGGCUGGUAUGUCAGAUAAGAAGAUUGUACAAUGGGACAUCAGAAGUGGGGAGAUUGUGCAAGAAUACGAUAGGCAUUUGGGAGCUGUCAACACCAUCGUGUUUGUGGAUGGAAACAGAAGAUUUGUAAGCACUUCUGAUGACAAGAGCCUACGAGUUUGGGAAUGGGACAUUCCUGUAGAUUUCAAGUACAUAGCAGAACCCAGCUUGCAUUCAAUACCUGCAAUGACUUUGUCUCCAAAUGGGAAGUGGCUGGCAUGUCAGUCCAUGGACAAUCAGAUUUUAAUUUUUGGAGUGCAGAACCGAUUCAGAUUAAAUAAGAAAAAAAUAUUUACAGGGCAUAUGGUGGCAGGAUAUGCUUGUCAGGUGGACUUUUCCCCAGACAUGAGCUACUUGAUAUCAGGAGAUGGAAAUGGAAAAUUAAAUAUUUGGGACUGGAAGACAACAAAACUCUAUAGUAGAUUUAAAGCUCAUGAAAAAGUAUGCAUUGGUGCUGUGUGGCACCCACAUGAAACAUCUAAGGUCAUAACUUGUGGCUGGGAUGGUCUUAUUAAAUUAUGGGAUUAA
Molecule: messenger RNA, 1740 nt
Organism: Gracilinanus agilis (Agile Gracile Mouse Opossum)
Lineage: Eukaryota; Metazoa; Chordata; Mammalia; Didelphimorphia; Didelphidae
Product: pre-mRNA-processing factor 17-like
Exons: 1
Coding region: 1-1740 (579 amino acids)
Biological process (GO): mRNA splicing, via spliceosome
Cellular component (GO): catalytic step 2 spliceosome
Molecular function (GO): mRNA binding; protein binding
Source: RefSeq, a predicted model, not a curated record